Nanorana parkeri is the source of this 1044-nucleotide messenger RNA. It is a transcript of the gene TM2D3, whose product is annotated as TM2 domain containing 3. Lineage: Eukaryota; Metazoa; Chordata; Amphibia; Anura; Dicroglossidae. The record is from RefSeq and is a predicted model, not a curated record. The coding region runs from base 26 to 814 and encodes 262 amino acids. The transcript is spliced from 6 exons.
UCUUUGUCCGGGAUGCGGCUGCGCAAUGCACCCAGAGGAAGCUGCUUGUCCUAGCAAUAUGGCUGAAUUGUCAUCAGUACUGAAGCGGCUCUGCAGAGUGGUGCUCUUCCUCUCACAGCUGUACGUGUUCUCCGGGCGCGGAUCAUUGAGCUUUGAGCACUUCCAAGCUGCUGCACAGGCCCUAAAAGACCAGCCCCUGUCAUCUUCUGUUCCACCCAGCACCAAAGUUACAGACGUCACCCUUACACCUGAUUAUAUAGCUAAAUGUCCAAGCAAUGACCUCUGCACCAAGUUACCUGCUGACUGUAUGAAAUGCAAUACAAACAAAACUUGUACUUAUGGAAAACUCGAUAUUUAUAACUGUACAGCCAAACCCCAUGUCAUGUGUGUGGAUGACAACCAUCAGAAACAGGAAAAUUUCACGAUCAGUAUGACCUGUCAGUUUUGCUGGCAGCUCCUGCCUUCUGACUAUGAGUGCAGUAAAUCUAAUUCAAGUAUCUGCAAGACCGUGGCCUGUCCUCGACAACGUUACAAUGCCACCUGCACUGUCAAGGACCAUGUGCAUUGUUUAGGUCGGCGUGUGUUCCCAAAGAUGUUAUAUUGUAACUGGACUGGGGGUUACAAGUGGUCCACAGCACUUGCACUAAGUAUCACACUUGGAGGAUUUGGUGCCGAUCGUUUUUACCUGGGCCAAUGGAGAGAAGGACUAGGAAAGUUAUUCAGUUUCGGAGGCCUGGGAAUUUGGACUUUGAUAGAUGUGUUUUUAAUUUGUGUUGGGUAUGUUGGACCUGCAGAUGGAUCUCUUUAUAUUUAGCACAUUGGCUCCAAAAGAGAGAACAAGCCUCAGCUUUUCAGAACGCUUCAGUUUGUUCUUAUUUUGUAUAUUUUAUAUGAUGUACGGUAUCUGUACUUUUCAUUGAGGUCAAAUUGGCUCAAAGAACUUUGAUGCUUCUUGGAACUUUAACUAGAAAAUGUCACUUCUCUUUUCUUUAAUAACUACAAUAGUGUUUGCACAGCUAAAUGACAAAAGAAAAGUGUUUCUCU